AUGGUAAGAAUUAAUAUGAAGGCCACCGGCGGGCCGUUCAUGUGGAAGAAACUAGGGCUGCCGAAACCCAUCCCCUCUGACAGUGACGAUGAAACGUGGGACACCACUCCACCGGCCACCACCAGCACCGACACGCCACCAGCUACUGAAACAGCAACAGGACGCACCGACUCACCGGCCGUCCAGACAUAUCACGGCCAGAAAUGGCCAAGAACUCAGUCGCCACCUCCACCGCCGAGAUCAGAGCCAGAACCAGAAACCACCAUUGCCACACAUCCCGCAGGUCAUGAGGAAGGCGAUGCAACCACUGAUGUGCCCAGCAAUUUGCCCACUGAUGCGCCCACUAGUACGCCCAGUGAUUUCACCAGCAAUGUGCCAAGCGCUAUGCCCAACGAUGUGCCCACUGAUGCGCCCACGGACUUGCCAAGUAAAGGGGCACUUGAUGAUAAUCGGACUCUGAAUGCCCUAGUCCUAAUUGAGCCCCUCCUCAAAAUGGCACAUAAUGAUUUCUCUCCAAAUUUACCACCAGAAGUGGAUGUUCUAUCUUUGGUUACCGUUAUUGCUGCCACAGUAGGCCUGCUCUAA
Manihot esculenta (cassava) is the source of this 585-nucleotide messenger RNA. Its product is annotated as anti-sigma-I factor RsgI2-like. The transcript has 3 exons. The coding region runs from base 1 to 585 and encodes 194 amino acids. NCBI's taxonomy places the organism in Eukaryota, Viridiplantae, Streptophyta, Magnoliopsida, Malpighiales, Euphorbiaceae. The record is from RefSeq and is a predicted model, not a curated record.